AUUAAACCUGAUCUGGCUCGAAUGCUGGAGCGGUGGAAGCACACCUGAAGGAUAAGUGCUGUGCAGAGGAAAAGAUUACUGCCUCUCUAUUUCUGUCCUGCAAAGCUCUUUAGCAGUCUUACUGUCGUGUGUCAGAGACUGUGAGAAUGAACCAUGUGCAUGGGUGUGAGCUGGCUGUGUGUACCUGAGAAACUCAACACUGUGUGUUUAAUUGUCCCUCCACUGAGCAGCCCAUCGUUGCUUUCUUGAUUUGCCUGAGUCUGUUCCUGUGUGGACUUAUCUUUCCGGCGGCAGGACUGAGGAAAGUGACUGAAAAAACCGAGGAAAACAUUCAGGAUUAAUAGAGACGCUAAAGGGAAAGUGGUCAAGAUGUUGAUCACCAUGCUUACAGCCAUGUAUAUGGUGGUCCGAGUCGUAGAAUCGAUAAGUGUCCGGUUUGCCCGGCAGGAGGACCCUUUGCCUUACAUGGUGUCCCAGCCUUUGCCUUGGCAGAUUCACUCAGUGUCGCACAGCCGGAAGAGCAGCAAAGCAGAGGAGUUUGACGGCCUCAGGAGGAACAGCAUAGGGGUGUACAGAAAGAACUCCAACGGCAGCAACGGGACCUGCUGCAGCAUGCGCGCAGUUUCUCCUGUUCCUCCACUCAGCCCUGUUGAAGUGGAGAAGGCCGCCACCACCAUCCAGAGCCACUUCAGGAAGUUCCAACAGAAGAAGCAGAAGAAUGGCAAGUAGAUGGAAAUGGAGGGAUGGUGAGAGAGGAUUUGGAGCAGGGAGGUGGGGGACGGCUCACCGAGGGAUGGAUGAACUCUGUGCUCACACACAUACACACAUACAUGUAAAUGCACACUUGUGCAAAUGUACAUACAUUCAGAAUGAGUAGAGCUGGAUUAGUGAUACAGUAUAAACAACAGCAUACACUAAUAGAUUACUUGUAAUACCAUAUUUAAAAGACAUGUGAAUAAUUAUAUGUGAAUUUUACUGUGUAUCUGAAUGUGAGAGUGUGUGAGUGACUGUGAGUGUGUUGUCAUACAUAUAUAUGACCAGUGUUUUGUGUAUAUUAAUAUAAAAAUAAAUAAUCACAUAAUUUGUCAAUAUUGUGGAUCUUUAAAAAAAAAAAAAAAAAACUAACAAGCUAUUUCAAUAAACUCCUCUGU
Acanthopagrus latus (yellowfin seabream) is the source of this 1151-nucleotide messenger RNA. RefSeq lists its product as uncharacterized. The record is from RefSeq and is a predicted model, not a curated record. The transcript has 4 exons. The coding region runs from base 370 to 729 and encodes 119 amino acids. Gene Ontology annotation, molecular function: protein binding. Lineage: Eukaryota; Metazoa; Chordata; Actinopteri; Spariformes; Sparidae.